Pelodiscus sinensis (Chinese soft-shelled turtle) is the source of this 981-nucleotide messenger RNA. NCBI's taxonomy places the organism in Eukaryota, Metazoa, Chordata, Testudines, Trionychidae. The record is from RefSeq and is a predicted model, not a curated record.
AUGUUGCUGGACGACGGAAGUCUGGAGUACAGAGGACGGACCUGUGGUGGCACAGCUGCACCGCCGUCACGCUUCGGCGAAGACACUACUGUGCUGAUGUUCUUCCCAUCAAAUCUUUCUGCUUCCGUUCCUCCUCCUGGCUGUGUUUGGGAGCUAACCCUGAAUCCACCAGAAGGAAUAGUAGCAGGGCCUGUGAAUGAAGAAAAUUUCUUUGAAUGGGAAGCCCUGAUCAUGGGCCCAGAGGACACCUGUUUUGAGUAUGGUGUUUUCCCUGCUAUCCUGAGCUUCCCUCUUGAUUACCCUCUAAGUCCUCCGAAGAUGAGGUUCACGUGUGAGAUGUUUCAUCCGAACAUUUACCCCGACGGGAGAGUUUGCAUCUCCAUUCUGCAUGCUCCAGGGGAUGACCCCAUGGGAUACGAGAGCAGUGCUGAGCGGUGGAGCCCGGUGCAGAGCGUGGAGAAGAUCCUCCUGUCCGUGGUUAGCAUGCUAGCAGAACCAAACGACGAAAGUGGAGCCAAUGUCGAUGCCUCCAAGAUGUGGCGGGAGGACAGAGACCAGUUCAGCAGAAUUGCCAAGCAGCUUGUGCAGAAAUCCCUUGGGCUUUAAAAAGAAACCGAGAGCCGAGCCGCCGUGGUUUGUGCUCCUCUCCAGGGACGGAGCGGUGCUGGUACCAAAAAGGCAGACUGGCCUGGUUUUUCCCUUGCUAUUUUUUUGUUACUUCCCCCCCUUUAAAAAUGCUCUGGCUCCUGAAUGCAAAUGUGUGGGAGGGGGACACGUUGUUAGAACUAAAACCGGACUCCACCCCAUUGCAAAGGCUGUGGAGUGCUACCUCAUCCGUUGCAUCGCCGCCGUGACGACUCUACACAGCAUGAAUUUGUUGCAACCGCCUCCUCCCCUCGCCCAGUCUCCCCAGGAGAGUGCACAAGUGAUUGUGCAUUGUGGAGCAGUGGGCUUGGAGGCCUUCCCCCCUCCCCCCCCCCC